AUGGGGAUGGGUGGCGUGGUUCCUGGAAAAACUUUGUUUGAGUCUCGAGGUUAUCGGGGAGGUGAGGCUCAGGAGGGCUCUGGUUUCACUUUGGGCAUCGAGUCAUUUUUGAUGUCGGGAGGAAGCCACGAGGUUCUCCUUCUGGAAGCCAGUAACCGUCUCGGAGGACGCAUCCUGACCCACAGAGAAGAGGACUGGUACGUGGAGCUGGGACCCAUGCGUUUGCCCAAACAUCACAGACUUGUGCGUGAAUUUAUUAAAAAGUUGAAUCUGAAGCUGAACCCAUUCUAUAAUAGCAACAAGAUGGGCUGGUAUUUGGUUAACAACGUCAGGGCACGAGCUGGAGAUGUCGAACAAAAUCCUGACAUCUUGCAAUACCCGGUGCAUCACUCCGAAAGAGGAAAAUCUGCCAGUGAGCUUUAUAACCAGACACUGGAUAAGGUGACAAGCAACUGCAGUGCUCUGAAGGGGAAAUACGACUCCUUUUCCACCAAGGAAUAUCUGAUCAAGGAAGGAAAGUUGAGUCAAGGGGCCAUCCGCAUGAUCGGGGACGUGUUGGGCAAAGAGAGUCUAUUCUACAUGUCCUUCCUGUCCUCCGUCAUAGCCUUCUUCAGCUUCUCUGAGAAGAGUUACGACGAGAUCACCGGGGGGUUCGAUCAGCUGCCGGAGGCGUUCUACCAGGACCUCCUCGGAGAGGUCCAAUUUAAUUCGCCGGUUGUGAAGAUCAUCCGUGGCAAGGACCACGUGAGAGUGCUUUACCGCCAGUCCCACGCCGCCAUCCCCCGCCCGGUGCCGGCCGACUACGUCCUGGUCACCGCCACGGCCAAAGCUACCCGGCUGAUUCAAUUCUCUCCGCCUCUUUCUGCUAAGAAGACGCAGGCCUUGCGUUCCAUUCACUACGUCAGAGGCACUAAGAUUUUCCUGGUCUGUUCGGAGAAAUUCUGGGAGAAGGACGGAAUCUUUUACGGGAAGUCGAUUACCGACCGCCCGGCCCGAUCCAUCUACUACCCCAACCACAGCUUCGACAACAGGACGGGGGUGAUCCUGGCUUCCUACACGUGGGGGGAUGAAGCCGAAUUCUUCCUCCCUCUUGACGAUGAAAGGUGCGUGGACGUGGUGCUGGCUGACUUGGCGGCCGUCCACCACGUGCCCCAGAAUUACAUCCGGAACGUCUGCAGGAAACACGUGGUCAAGAAAUGGGGCCUGGACAAAUAUUCAAUGGGAAGCUUUGCCUUAUUUACACCGUACCAGUAUUCCGACUACAGCCAAGCUCUGUUUCAGAACGAAGGGAGGGUGUAUUUCGCAGGAGAACACACCGCCAUGCCUGCCGGCUGGAUCGAAGCAGCCAUGAAAUCCGCCGUGAGAGCCGCCGGGCGCAUCCACAGCGCUAUCAAGGCAGGCGGCAGGCAGACACGCUGA
Messenger RNA from Pelodiscus sinensis (Chinese soft-shelled turtle), 1419 nucleotides. NCBI's taxonomy places the organism in Eukaryota, Metazoa, Chordata, Testudines, Trionychidae. The record is from RefSeq and is a predicted model, not a curated record.